Messenger RNA from Puccinia triticina, 870 nucleotides. RefSeq lists its product as uncharacterized. The transcript is spliced from 5 exons. Lineage: Eukaryota; Fungi; Basidiomycota; Pucciniomycetes; Pucciniales; Pucciniaceae. The record is from RefSeq and is a predicted model, not a curated record. Bases 1 to 870 code for a protein of 289 amino acids.
AUGUCACAGCAUUACUCCUCGGACUCUGAAAUCUCCGACGAUGGCCGCAACGCAAACCCGGGCGCCAAUCAAGCCUCCCUUGCUGGCCCAGCACGGCGGGGAUUGCUCCAACCAUCUCAGCCAAACUCAUCCCACCAAGCAACCCCACCUCCGACAAGACUCGCCGCUCACAAUAAAAGGAACGAAUCUGUGGCAGGCCGUUUUACUCCUCAAUUCCGUGCACGCACAACACCGGCAGUUACAGGAGUCACCAGCCCCAUGCGAGCUACUAUCAGCCCGGCCCGACUGGCUGCGGCUCCUUACACAGCCAGGAGCCCAACUCAAGGCGCAUCGGCUGCAAUCCAUCCUGACCUGGAUGGUGCGGCUCGAGACAAAGAGCUGACCCCUAUCAUCCCUAUGCUGCGUAGCAAGAAUGAAGAUAGCAACCCCGGGCCCGAUAAUGCCGGUGAUGUUCCAGACGGACCUGAAAAUCACCGCAGUGUGCCAACACCAGAUGAAACUCCCCCCGGGCCCGAUAACGCCAGUGAUGUUCCAGACGGACCUGAAAAUCACCGCAGUGAGCCGACGCCAGAUGAAACUCCCCCCGGGCCCGAUAACGCCAUUUCAGUUGAACGACUGGCAGAUAAACUGGGCCUAGAUGUCGGUCAGAUCGAGCGGGUCCGACAAGUCGCAGCCCUGUCAGAGGCUGAUCGUGUGCUGGCUACGCUCAUGUACCUUGAAUCAAUCCGAGCUCGAGUCGAACAAUCUGGUACCCAGCGUGGGCCCGAACAUGUCCCAGCCCCCGUCCAUAUCCCCCCUGUUGAUGUCAAUCCCAGUAGGGGGUUUAUUUACCAUCGCGAUGUCCGAGUACGUCAACCCACCCAAGAUUAG